This is a messenger RNA of Sorghum bicolor (sorghum), 1986 nucleotides long. Its product is annotated as chaperone protein DnaJ. Bases 75 to 1568 code for a protein of 497 amino acids. The record is from RefSeq and is a predicted model, not a curated record. Lineage: Eukaryota; Viridiplantae; Streptophyta; Magnoliopsida; Poales; Poaceae. Gene Ontology annotation, cellular component: cytoplasm. Gene Ontology annotation, molecular function: ATP binding; heat shock protein binding. The transcript is spliced from 11 exons. Gene Ontology annotation, biological process: protein refolding; response to heat.
ACGCGGACCAUGCAUCUCGAUUAUCUCCCGAGCCGACCAGCGACCAGCGGCGCCAGAACCCAGAAGGUUCGCUCAUGGCGCUCACGUCCAUGCUCCCGUUCGCGCCCUCGAACACCUCGCUAUCCUACUCCUCCCGCGCCUCAACCGCCGCCGCGUUCGCUCCUCGUGGGGCCCACUUCGCCGCGUACGGAAGGAGCGGCGGCGGUGGCGCCCAAUCACUGGCGUGCGCCGCGCCUCGCCGCUGCGGACGGGCUCCGCGGCGGCGCCGCGGAGGGGGCCUGGUGGUCUGGGCGUCGGCCGACUACUACGCGACGCUGGGCGUGCCACGCGCCGCGAGUAACAAGGACAUCAAGGCCGCGUACCGGAAGCUCGCGCGCCAGUACCAUCCUGAUGUCAAUAAGGAGCCUGGAGCAACCGAAAAGUUUAAAGAGAUAAGUGCAGCGUAUGAGGUGCUGUCAGAUGAAAAGAAGAGGGCGUUGUAUGACCAAUAUGGUGAAGCUGGGGUUAAGAGUGCAGUUGGAGGCCCCGGUGGAGCUUACACAACUAAUCCAUUUGAUCUGUUUGAGACAUUCUUUGGAGCAAGCAUGGGUGGCUUUUCUGGCAUGGACCAGAGCUCGUUUAGGACAAGCAGGCGAAACACUGCUGUUCAGGGUGAAGACAUCAGAUAUGAUGUGAUUCUGGGGUUCACAGAGGCGAUAUUUGGAACAGAGAAAGAUAUUAUAUUAUCUCAUUUGGAAACAUGCGAUACAUGUGGUGGUUCUGGAUCAAAGGCUGGUUCCAAGAUGAGAAUAUGUUCCACAUGUGGUGGGCGAGGGCAAGUAAUGCGAACUGAACAAACACCAUUUGGUCUGUUCUCUCAGGUUUCUAUUUGCCCCACUUGCGCAGGAGAGGGCGAAGUCAUUUCAGAGUAUUGCAGGAAAUGUUCCGGAGAGGGUCGUAUCCGUGUCAGAAAGGAGAUCAAAGUAAAAAUCCCUCCAGGAGUGAGCAAAGGCAGUACUCUUCGUGUACGUGGGGAAGGUGAUGCAGGACCAAAAGGUGGGCCUCCUGGAGAUCUCUUUGUUUGCCUUGAUAUAGAGGAACCAUCAGAUAUCAGGAGGGAUGGUAUAAACUUGUAUUCAACUGUGUCAAUAAGCUAUCUUGAAGCUAUUUUGGGCACCGUUAAGGGGGUCAGAACUGUUGAUGGAACCAGUGACCUUCGAAUACCUCCAGGUACCCAACCUGGUGAUGUAAUUGUCUUAGCGAAGCAAGGAGUUCCAUCAUUGAAUAAGCCAUCUAUACGUGGUGAUCAUUUGUUCACUGUUAAAGUUGCAAUACCCAAGCGCAUAAGUGGGCGUGAAAGGGAAUUACUUGAGGAACUUGCAUCUUUGAGUAAUGGUGGCUUUGCUCGAACAGACGCCAAGCCAAAACCUGCCCAGCCAAAACGCGUACAUCAAGAGAAAGAAGUAGGUGCUAGUCAAGAAGAUACAGACAAAUCUAAAGAAGCAGAGGGUGACUGGUUGAAGAAACUUACAGAUUUUGCUGGGUCCAUUGUUAAUGGUGCUGCAAAGUGGCUGAAUGACAACCUGUAGGCGUGUAAAUAUUUACUGCAGGAUUCUAGAUUGUCUUCAACUACCAUGUUGCUGUAGCCCAAUCUGCAAUUCUUAGAUUCAUUGGGGUCCCCACGAGCUUGUACAUUCGUUGUGUUGAGAGCUUCAAGAUUUUCGGGCUGUGAGUGGCAACCGCGGGAGUGAGAAUUGUGAACUAAUAUUGUCGGCGCAUUGAUCCCUUUAUCAUUCUUGCAAAGCAAUUAUUUUUAUGUAGAGUUAUUUCGUUUGGCAAGUGCAUGCAGCAGUCGGAAGUUGUGGGAUGCUGAUCUCAAACCCCGAGACUAGACAACACUGUAAAUAUGUUCCAUUCCUGAUUCUGUACUUGAGGUUUUGGAUUAAUCAUUUUUUUUUGAAAGUCAGAUUAAGCAAAUUCAAUAUCAACGGACAAUCUUUUUUCUGA